This is a messenger RNA of Fusarium venenatum, 726 nucleotides long. The record is from RefSeq and is a predicted model, not a curated record. NCBI's taxonomy places the organism in Eukaryota, Fungi, Ascomycota, Sordariomycetes, Hypocreales, Nectriaceae.
AUGGCGACCGUCGUUAUUAUCCCUGGCUCUUUCGCAUCGCCGUCGCUCUACGAACCUCUCGCUCAGAGUUUCGCUCGCCAUGGCAUACAAUCCGAGAUCGUUGACUUACCCUCUGUCGGUCGAAAGGAAGGAAGGAACCCUGCUACAAUGAGUGACGACGUCGAUGAGAUUGUAUCUGUCGUGGAGAAACUAUUAGAUGAGGACAGAGAAGUAAUCCUGCUGGCUCAUUCAUACGGUGGUGUACCCGCUACUCAAUGCCUGGAAGCACUCUCACAGAAAGCCCGACAAUCUCAGGGGAAGAAAGGCGGCGUCAGCAACAUCAUUUAUCUUGCUGGAGUUGCACUGCCGGUCGGCGGAUCCGUCAUAUCAUUGCUAACAGCCCCAGACUAUCUCAUCAUCGAGGCAGGUUUACCUUUCUUUACCCAUGACAAGAAUUCACCACCCGAAGAAGCUCUCAAGCUGGCAAAGGAGCUGUCCCAGCAUUCGACAGCCGCAUACAAAGGUCAGCUUACAUACGCCGGAUACAAAGAUGUCAAGGUCCACUACAUCAUCUGUGAACAAGAUAAACUCGUUGUCCCAGAGUAUCAGUUUGGUAUGGUUGAGUUACUCAAAGGUAUGACGAAUGGGAGAGUUGGGGUUCAUAAGAUUCAGAGUGGACAUACGCCUAAUCUCACCCAGCCUGACACGCUCACCGAGAUGAUUAAGCCGAUCGUAGAGAAGAAGUAA